This is a messenger RNA of Lingula anatina, 2285 nucleotides long. Its product is annotated as ankyrin repeat domain-containing protein 33B. Gene Ontology annotation, molecular function: protein binding. The record is from RefSeq and is a predicted model, not a curated record. Lineage: Eukaryota; Metazoa; Brachiopoda; Lingulata; Lingulida; Lingulidae.
UGAGAGUGCGUGUUCAAAUAGAUAGUUCUCUAGCUCAUAUACAGCUGAAUAGCGGUACAAACAUAAGUAGGAUAUUGCUCUGUUUGCUGUGUUACGUUCAAUAAAGAGGAGUUAUCACAACGCAUGAGAGCUACAAAGCUGAGCGGGCUAUGGACGAAUUCCCGUUUGUCGCAGCUUGCAGAGACGACGACGUCGCGGCGCUUGUCAGAUUGCUGAGCAGCGAAUAUUUGACUCCGUACACACUCAAUCAAACUGAUAAAACAGGCAGGACUGGCUUGAGCCAUGCUAGCGAGCAAGGGUUCAUGGACAUAUUGCGACCCCUAGGCAGCUUGGAAGGGAUGGAUGUCAAUAUCCCCGAUAACGAGGGAAAUACACCCCUGAUCUUCGCAGCAGAGGCAGGUCAGCCGGAAGCCGUCAAGUUUUUAAUUCAAAAUUUUCCGGAUAUCAAUAUUGACCAAGAGAACGAGAAUGGUUUAACUGCGCUCAUCAAGGCCGCCAUUCAAGGGCAAAGCCAGACUGCAAGUCUUCUCUUGGAAGCAGGUGCAUCGGUUCUUCACAAAGACAAAAUGCGAGGGAUGAACGCCCAAGAAUGGGCGCUUUAUUGUGGCCGAAAAGACUGUGCGGACAGUAUAGCAAAGUUCCUAAAAACUAAAAAGACGUGGUUCAAAAAACAUGGAACGCCACCAUGUAUAAGACAAAAACAGCAGCACCGACAAUCAAUCAGCGAACCAGACCUAAUUUAUGCAGUAAAGAACAAUGAUCGCGGAUUGAAAGUCAACUUCCAGCAAACUUUCAGGAGAAUAUUCAGUCGUUGUACGGGAAACAAGAAACGGGAACUAACCCCGAAUAAACAAGCAUUCCAGCCACUCGUGCAGGCGGCGCGUUGCGCUUCAUCUCCACUUCUCCCAGAUAUUGUGAGUCCGCCUAACUCACCAAUGAUCUUUAAGAGAGAAUGCGUCAAUCAAAGACCAAUAAUGAUUGUUCCCAAGGUGAACAUUUCGCCUUAAUGUUAUCUUUACAUAUAUAUUUUACACACAACAUCAUAAAUGGAUUUUCACUGAAACAAAAUAGGAGUGCUGGCUAGAAAAUGUUGAAUGCCCAAUUUUGCUACAGGGCGGGAGAAUCACUAAAUACCAAUCGAUAUUUUAACAAUGCGGUAAUUUAUGGUACACUUCAUUGCCUCUAAUAUGGUAUCUAGUCAAAGAUUCCGAAUUGAGAGAGAGAGUCGUUUAUUUCCACAAAACAACGCUGAGAUAUUACUGAGAUGUUCAAAGGGAAAUAGAAGAGUUUAAAUCAACACUGAUUCUACAAUACAUUACGUUUGUGCUGUGGCCUUUUUUUUAUUUGUAUUUUAAAUGUCAAGUCCUUUGUGCGUUCUCAGUUGACGGAGCAUUGCACGGCGACGGAAAUAAAUCAGAGGGAUAACCUCCAUGUCGUGAUCCUGAAUCUCAACGUGAGGUCAAUUAAUGUCCAGGGACAAAUGUGCCAGUAUAAUUGAUCUCCGGCAGAGGUUACUUGGCCGUAUUAUACAUACACUUUUACGACUGGGCAGCAGAACUGUCAGAUGGACAGGCAAUGUGAUUGGAAUUCAUGAAACAAAUCUGCACCAAAGAUAUGACUCUUACGUAGGGCAUUUUUUUUAUAUGCGUGAACCACUGGAGCACCUAACUAGACAAUACAUUGCUUUUCUCGGCAACGCGACUACCUUCUUGGCUGGCAUUUUUUAAAUUACUAGAUAACAAAUUGGAAGCUGUGGGGGGCAUUACAAAGUUGUCAGUUUUCAACACGAACACAUUCAUAAAACUUCAAUUCAUUUAUUUAUAUGUUGUAUAUUUAAGUAGCAUGUCGUAACUUCUUUUAAAUAUAAACUUGUUAUAAUCUAUAAAGAUCAUGUGUGAGAUUCAAGAUUUGGCAUAUUCUUCUCUAUUCUGGAUUAAGAUCAUCUGUCAUUCAUCUGUUAAAACCAUUCUUUAAUACAUUAAAAUGUGAUGUUCAAAGUAUUUGUGACAUACCUUUACAAUAAAACACCUUGCAAAAUUGUGUGUUGUGUCACAUAAAAAAGACGGUUGUAUGUAAUGUGAAAAGAUGAAAAAAUUACACAAUUCACAUUUGGAUCGAAAUCUAUCCACUAUACCUUGCUCUAUUACUCUUUCAUAAGUUAAAACUUUAUUCAGCAGCAACCAGGCAGGUAAAUUUGGAAAUCAAAGUUCCAAGUUAAAAUAUCAGGUAAAUAAUGCCUGGAGUGUUUGAUUACACCUGAUAAAAUAUCUUAAACUAAAAAAAAA